This is a messenger RNA of Mytilus trossulus (common blue mussel), 2608 nucleotides long. Its product is annotated as peroxynitrite isomerase THAP4-like. The record is from RefSeq and is a predicted model, not a curated record. The transcript has 5 exons. The coding region runs from base 104 to 595 and encodes 163 amino acids. Lineage: Eukaryota; Metazoa; Mollusca; Bivalvia; Mytilida; Mytilidae.
GUAGAAUAAAAGAGUCAUUGUCGAUGAAUAUGGUCACGCAUAAUUUAUACCUAUAUCAUUAUUAUAAAUCCGGAUAGUAUUCGUAUCUUUUCCUGAGUGAGUGAUGUCUCAACUGGGAAAAAGGAUGCACGAACUUAUAAAGCCUUUAUCGUGGUUGUUAGGGAAAUGGCGAGGUGAGGUUGGCAAAGGCAAAUAUCCAACUAUAACAGACUUUACCUAUGUAGAAGAAUUGGAAUUUAUGCAUGUUGGACAGCCUAAUAUUCAGUUUUCGGCAUAUUCUUGGCAUCCAGAGACAAACAAACCAAUGCACAGAGAGGUGGGUUUUAUCCGUCGCAAACCAGACUCUGAUCAAAUAGCCUUCAUCAUUGCGCAGAAUCUUGGUGUAUGUGAAAUAGAAGAAGGGACAUUUACAGAGUCUGAAAUAAAAGUUGAAUCUCAUAGUCUCGGUCGACUAACUUUUGGUUCUGACCCUGCAACAAAAAAGGUGAUCAGACACUUCAAAAGGGAUUGUGAUACUUUAGAACAAAUACUUUAUAUGGAAACAGUAAAUACGCCUAUGACAGAACAUCUAAGAAUAACUUACAAAAAGGUUUAACUCGAUUGACUUUACCUUCCUCCAACCAAGAUGUUAUGGUGUUGAUUCCAAUUGCAUUUAAUUUGUGUACAUAGGUUUGGUUUUUUUUUAUUUGUUGUUUUAUUUAAUUAAAAAAGAAAAGAAGAGGAAAACCUUAUCGUAGCUUUGUAGUAUGCACCAAAUUAAUAAUAAUUAUCAUGGGUAUUAGUAAAAAAAAACGUAUAAAGAAUAAACGGUAAAUAACAUCAACAUUUUAACUACUAGAUUCGAAUAAAACAACAAACGACAACAAUUUACUUACAGACACCGGACUGGGUAAGGCAAUAACGGAUAGCGGCGGUAUUAAACCUGUUUUAAUGUGCCAAACCCUUCGGCGUAACACAGACAGAGGAGUAACAGGACAACAUAUGAACAUUUAAAACACAUGACAGCUAUGUUAAAAUUAAGAUUAAACUAGUAUCUGUGACUCUUCGUUUAAUCUGUUUAUAACAGACUAACUAGUUGGAAAUAAUUACCCGUCUAUGUCCGAGUCGCACAUCUUGUAAUGCGAUCUUCAAAAAAUAAGUUGCGCAUAGCCGCUUUUCACCGGUAAAAAUCUGUUUUAUACGUUUAUUAUGUUUUGAAUUACAAUUUAUAACACCAUCCUUAUCAUAUAUUCAUUUCGUUAAAGCAUACAUUAAUUCGGUUAGCUACAGUUUCAAAUCGAACUUAAUACAGGAAUGGUCGUGUGUAAGAACACGAUAAAACACUUGUGAAUGUUCCGGUUGAUUAGGAAACACUUGAACCAAAUGACUUAUAUACAUUAAGAUGUACAGUGCGUUGUAUUUUUAUUCAAUAGUUUGUUUUAUGUUAUAGGGAAGAACUUGUAGCUAUCCUGUUUAAGCGGUUUUCUAUUAUGUCAAAACGAGCACAAUGUUGUUUUGAAUUAUAAAAAAAAUAAUGAAUAAAAGUAUUGAUAGUAAUUGACGUCAAUUACCCGUAUUGACUUCUAAUAGUAAAAAUAACUACUAUUCAGCUCAUCUUGGCGAUCUUUCUAAAUUGUAUAACAGAAAUAGCCUCGAAAGAAAACACUGUGUUGUAAAAUCUAAAACAACAGUAAUGAAAUAACAUUGGACAAACAAAAUAUCUGUAGCAUGUUCCACAUUUCCUGUAAACAGUGAAAUACAUACUAAUGAAUAUGUUCAACAAGCAUUUGGUACCGAUGAUUAACCUAGGUUAAGAACUAUAGAUACAUGGACUAUUUUUUUCGCAGUUAGAUUCAUGUUGUUUGGCGUUUUGUGACAUAUGGAUACGCAAUCAUUUCCAAUUGGCAUUGUUAGAGCAUGACAUCGAUCCCUAGUAGUGAAUCAUGUAAUGUCCUCUGCACGAGUUUUUAUUUGUAAAAUAAAUCCUAAAGAAAAUUUAAUUCUGACACAAAUUUACUUUCGCAGCUUUAUUGCACAUUCACCCACGGGUAUCAACCAAACAAAUAACCAAUUAUAAAUUAUAUCCCAGUAUAAUCACAAUAUACAGUUUCCUCAUUUAAAAGUAAAAUUAUACCUUCAAAUUACUGCAAUAUCUACAGAGAUGUGUAAUACUUGGCACAACAUGUUUGGUUUCCAUUAAGGUUGUAGCGAUCACAUAUGCACCAGUUAGGCCUGCCCGGAACCUCUAGCCUUGUUUAGUCUUGUGUACUGUUUAUUUUAAUGAUGGUUCUUUUUCUGAGUUUAGAAUGGCUUCAAAUUUGCUAGACUCGUAUCCAUUAUAAAGGACCAGCUAAAGCCCGCGUUCGAGUAUGGGAAUUAAUUGCUGCGUUGACAACCACUGUUGGCCUUUGGCUGCUUUCUGCGCGUCUGGCGUAUAUACAAAAUUUAGUCCUGGUAUCUAUGAUAAGUUUAUCUACUGAUCGGGCUAUUGACACUUUGACACAUUCCCUGUUUCUGUUCUAUAUUAUAACAUGCAAAGUAUAACAAGGUAACGGAAGUAAUGCAAUGAACAUUAUAGUCAUUUAUUAAUGUGCAAACAUGUACCAGUAAUAAAAGAUUUUAAGGAAGA